AUGGAACGUUGGCAAAAUCGUGUAGCUGUUGUAACCGGCGCCAGUUCGGGUAUUGGUGCUGCCUGUGCCAAAAUUAUUUUGGCUGCUGGUGUCAAAGUUGUUGGUUUGGCCCGCCGUGCCGAACGUAUGGAAGAGUUGAAAAAAUCCCUUCCCGUCGAACAGCAGCAACGUUUCUUCUACAAGAAAUGUGAUGUCUCACAGGAGGAAGAUGUCAAAUCGGCUUUCCAAUGGAUCGAUGAGCAGUUGGGUGGUACUGAUAUUUUGGUCAACAAUGCCGGUACCAUUCGUGAGGGUAACCUGGUCGAUAUGCCCAUGAAGGAUAUCAAGGAUGUGGUCAACACGAAUUUCAUGGGUGCCAUUUAUUGUACCCAAGGCGCCUUCCGCAGCAUGAAGGCACGCAAUGUGGCUGGCCACUUGAUUUUCAUCAACAGUACUGCCGGUUUGGCAGGUUAUAAUCCUGGACCAGAUUAUCCCAGCUUGAAUGUGUACACUCCCACAAAAUUCGCUUUGAAUGCCAUCAAUGAGAUAUGCCGUCAGGAGUUGAUUACCCUGAAAACGAAAGUUAAGACCACAAACAUCAGCCCCGGUUGGGUAUCCACCGAAAUUGUCCCCGACGAAACCAAGGAAAUGUUGGGAGAUGUUAUUCUCCAGGCUGAUGAUGUUGCCCGUGCCGUUAUCUAUGCCUUGUCCAGUGGACCCCAUUGCCAAGUUCAAGAGAUUACUUUGAGAGCGGUUGGUGAAUGGUAUUAAAGAAAGUUUCACAAAAACCCGAA
Messenger RNA from Musca vetustissima, 773 nucleotides. Its product is annotated as farnesol dehydrogenase-like. The transcript is spliced from 3 exons. Lineage: Eukaryota; Metazoa; Arthropoda; Insecta; Diptera; Muscidae. The record is from RefSeq and is a predicted model, not a curated record. The coding region runs from base 1 to 750 and encodes 249 amino acids.